This is a messenger RNA of Oenanthe melanoleuca, 1988 nucleotides long. RefSeq names its product DIRAS family GTPase 3 (gene DIRAS3). The transcript is spliced from 2 exons. Bases 975 to 1571 code for a protein of 198 amino acids. Gene Ontology annotation, biological process: signal transduction. Gene Ontology annotation, cellular component: plasma membrane. The record is from RefSeq and is a predicted model, not a curated record. NCBI's taxonomy places the organism in Eukaryota, Metazoa, Chordata, Aves, Passeriformes, Muscicapidae. Gene Ontology annotation, molecular function: GDP binding; GTPase activity; GTP binding.
CGUGAGGGCAGAGCCGAGCCCAAGGAGGGGAAGGGGCCGUGAGGGCAGAGCCGAGCCCGGAGCAGCGGCCAGGACGGAGCGCAGCGGGCCAAGGAGGAGCCGGGGGUCGCUUUCCCCCGCGGACAUGCCGAGGUGGAACAGCGGGGACGGACACACGGCCGCCGGCUUCUGUGAGGCACCGGGUGGUGCGAGCUCCGGUGUCCCCGCAUGAGGGCGUUGGGGGAAAUUCCUAAUAAACGAGGAGAAAUACGGCUUGUGAUUGUGACACACAACUACUCUAUUUCAUCCGGCGGUGUGAGGGAGACAAACCAAACACAUUCACAGCAUAUCCCGGGUUGGAAGGGAUUACAGGGAUAAGGUCCUGGGUGGACCUUGCUGGCCAUAGCCCCGGGACUCGGUGGCUUACCCAGGGAGGGGUGAAAAGCUGCUGAGGGUAAUGUCAGUGGGGGCGAAAACCUGACCCGGAUUUGAAGUUUUUAAAUUAAACCAGCCCUAAAUUUAAGCUGAGAUAUGCGCAGGGUGGAUGAAAGCAGAGCCCGGCAGCUCCUGGGGGUCUGCGGUGCUGGGGGCUGAGGGAGGACGAGACUCUCCUUAGUGCGAGUGGGGGAUGGAGCAGCACAACUCGGCUGCAGCGGCUUUAAUUCAAGUUGCGUCGAUUAUCUAUUUAUUUAUUUUCACGGGGCGGUUGAGUGGAAGGCUGGAUUUACGGAGGAACGGAGCCUCCCCUCCUCUCCGGGCGAGGGUGGCGCCGCUUCCCGGGGCUGGAACCGCCUUCCCGGGGGCUGGAGCGCGGCGUGCCCGGGGCUGGAGCGCGGCUUCCCGGCAGCCGAGCCCCUCUUCCCCGCGGCUGCCCGGCCAUUCCAGCCCCCUUUCCGCUGCUCCGUGGAGCUGAUGGCUGCAGCCCACCUCUGCAUAGGGGUGUGUGAACUUGGUGGAACUCGGGCUUUUUGGGCGAAAACCUCCCCUCAGCGAGCAUGCCUGAGCAGAGCAAUGAUUACAGGGUGGUGGUGUUCGGAGCAGCGGGGGUCGGCAAAAGCUCCCUGGUCCUGCGCUUUGUAAGGGGCACUUUCAGGGAAACCUAUAUCCCCACCAUCGAGGACACGUACCGGCAGGUGAUCAGCUGCGACAAGAGCAUCUGCACCCUGCAGAUCACGGACACCACGGGCAGCCAUCAGUUCCCUGCCAUGCAGCGCCUCUCCAUCUCCAAAGGGCAUGCCUUCAUCCUGGUGUACUCCGUCACCAGCAGGCAAUCCAUGGAAGAUCUUCACCCCAUCUUCGAUGAGAUCUGCCAGAUCAAAGGCGACAUCCAGAAAAUCCCCAUCAUGUUGGUGGGGAACAAAAGCGACGACACGCAGAGGGAGCUGGAUGCCAGCGAGGGGCAAGCGCUGGCCAGCAAGUGGAAGUGUGCCUUCAUGGAGACCUCGGCCAAAAUGAACUACAACGUGCAGGAGCUCUUCCAGGAGCUCUUGAACCUGGAGCAGAGGAGAACUAUCAGCCUCCAGGUGGAUGGAAAGAAAUCCAAACAGCAGAAAAAGAAAGAUAAACUGCAAGGCAAAUGCUCUGUUAUGUGAUUGCCUUUGGCUGGACUUGCUGCACGGCGCAGCUGGAGCGUGGACUCCCACAGAAAAUACAUUUCUGGAGGUUUUGGAGGAAUCCACGCCUUGCAGGGUUGUUGCUUUCCUCUAAAAUCCCCACUGGGUAAUUGUAUGUGUUGUUUUUAAGGAGGAUGGCUUCUGCAUGUUUAUUUUUUUUUAAGCAAUAAAUGUUCUAUGUUAGCAAUUACCUGUGACUAGAAGUUUUUAAUGUAAGUAGUUUUCCAAAGAAAAAAAUGUCUGUCAGAACAAACCUCUUUCUUGUGAGUACUUGCCAGUUUUUAAAUAUCUCCAGCCUGUUAAGUCAGAGGAAAUCAUCUAUAAUGCGUAGAAUUAAAUUGUUUUCAGGAAUCUAUUGACCAGAGCAAAUCUCUAACAAAGUGAGGCAUUUGCUCU